This is a messenger RNA of Tinamus guttatus (white-throated tinamou), 3399 nucleotides long. The record is from RefSeq and is a predicted model, not a curated record. Lineage: Eukaryota; Metazoa; Chordata; Aves; Tinamiformes; Tinamidae.
AUGAUGGCAGAUGAUUUAGAAAAAUUUAUUGAAGAUCAGAAGGCCAAACUAGCACAAGAUAAGGCAGAACUUGAAAAUGAUCCACCUUACAUGGAGAUGAGGAAUAAAGAAUCAGAGAAGUUUUCUGAGACUAGCAGACUUUUAAUUUCCAUGGCUAAAGAAAAUAUACCUCCAAAUAGUCAACAGAGCUGCCCUUUAGGUGACUAUGGCUUGAGUUUACCUCUUGGAGAAGAAUAUGAACGAAAAAAGCAUAAACUAAAAGAAGAACUUCGACAAGAUUAUAGGCGAUAUCUUUCUCAGGGUAUUUCACAGGCAAAAAGAAAGAAAAAUUACUUGACUACUGGUGAAGUAGAUCCAUAUACUCAGGGAUUAUCUCUUCCUAUUGAUGAGCGGAGGUCUGCCAAGGAGAAGCUACGGCUUGAAAGGAACAAGGAGUACAAUCAAUAUCUCAGGGAUAAAGAAGAAUGGAAUGAAAGGCUAAGGAAAUUAGGGAAGAAAAACACAGAGCAGGAGACAGACAGAAAUAAAAAAUCUACUGCCAUUACCAAGCUCCAGCCAGAGCUACGUAUACCAGUACAGCCCUAUAGUACAGGCACAGAACCUCCCAAGAAAGAUGCCUUCACUUCUACAGAGGGUUAUGAAGAGCUGCUGAAAAAGAGACACCUGGGAGACAGAUAUCAUAGGCUAGAUGAUGAGGCUGAAAUAAGUAGACUGUUGCAUAAAAAGAUGGAAGACUUGGAUGUUCCCGAGAGAAGACAUCGUGCAUUUGCUAGCCAAUCUGGCAUUCCUAUUAGGAGGCAUCACAGACUCGACGAAGAUCAUAGUUUUGAUAGAAGGUUCUACAGAAUGGACAAUGAUCCCGACAUCAGUGAAGAAAAGGACUCUAGAUUUAGAUAUGAAAGUGAUUAUGACAGAAGGCCUUCACGGUUUUUUUAUGCUGAAAGGCCAUAUCCAGAUGCAAGAGUAAGAGAUCUGCCUACAGAUUAUGAAGACGAAUUAAAGGAAAGACCACAUUUGCAACAGAUCUCAAGAACUGGACCUUUUAGAAGUCAGGCACAAGUUGCUACUUCAGCUAGUGAACAGGCAAAGUCUGCAGCUGAAAUGCCGUAUGCAACAGGCCUUGUUCUUGGUGGCCAUGACCAAGAAGUUCUCCAAAGGAAAAAAGAGAAAUACAGGCAAGAACUGAUUGAGCAGAUGGCUGAACAACAGAGAAAUAAAAGACGUGAAAAGGAGCUGGAACUCCUAGUUGCUGCCUCUGGAGUGCAAGACCCAGAAAAGGAGCUAAGUGAUGAGGAGCCAGAUAGACUGAAGCAGUUUGGCGUGACGGCAAGAGCUUCCGAAGAGAAAGCACCUCCUGAAAGGCCCCGGGUCGCUUUCCAGACGCCUGUGCCUGUCCCUUCUGUCUCGCCGAUGAACGAAGACUUCCAGAGAGGCCUGUCCAGCACCCUGGGUGAAAUAGCAGCUCCCAGGCUUGCAGCUAUGCCACCACCUCCCCCACCAGCUCUGACAGACAACUACAGGACACCUUAUGAUGAUGCCUAUUAUUUCUAUGGGGCUCGGAAUCCUUUGGAUCCCAAUCUUGCAUAUUAUGGCACAGCUAUGUUGGGAAUGCAACCCACACCUAACCUGGAUGUUCCUUCAAGCCAAGUCCCAGCAGAGCAAUCCCUAAGUAACACCGGACAGAGGAGUACAGCAGAUAGACAAAGAAGCAUAGGAGUAUUUUCUGAAGAAAACACAAAGCCUUCCAAAGAGGUCGCAUUAUCUUACCAACAAGAAUUGCAACUGCAGAUAAGGGAGAGGGAAGAACGACGCAGGCAAGAGAAAGAGGAAAAGGAACGCUAUGAAGCCAAACUAGAAGCUGAAAUGAGGAAUUACAACCCAUGGGGAAAAGGUGGUGGUGGUGCUCCUCUCAGAGAUGCAAAAGGAAAUCUGAUAACUGACUUGAAUAUGAUGCACAAGCAGAAUGAAGAUGCGUAUCAUAAUCCAGAGGCGAGACUAUAUGAAGAUAAAAGGGCUAUUGUAUCUGUUGACCUAAGUUUGGCCUCCCCAAGACCCGAGAAUGCAGAAGCAUCUACGAAUAAAAUAGCAGGUUUUACGCUUGCACAGACCUCUCCUUUUGCUCGAGGUAAUGUGUUUGGUGAGCCACCAUCUCCACGGCAUCUGAAGCGACAGGAGUCAUACAAGAACUUUCUUCGGCUACAGAUUGAGGAAAAGAGGCUCAGGGAAGAAGCAGAGCGAGAAAAACUUAGAAUGGAAGAAGAAAAAGAAGAAAAACGGCUAGCUGAACAGAGGAUGAGGAUUCAAAAGGAGUAUGAAGAUGAACAGGAGAAGAAAAGAAAGAAAGAGGAGGAGCAAAGAUUGAAAAAUGAAGAAAUAAUUCGAUUAGCUGAAGAGAGGCGAAAAGAGGCAGAAAAAAGAAAAAAAGAGGAGGAGGAAAAGCAAGAUGAACUACUUAAACAAUAUUAUGAGAGAGAAAAAAUUGCAAAGAUGGAAGAAGAGAAAAAGAUGGUGAAGCAAAACUAUCCUGCUCUUCAGAACAAAUCAAUAAGAAAAGAAGACAGAAUUUCCUCUGCUGAAAGCCAUAUAUCUUCUUAUGCACAAGAUCCUCCAGCACCGAGGGCUCCUUCUCCACCAGUCCCUGCUAGAAGGAACCAGCUGCGGGCGUUCGAGGAAAGAAUGAAUGUGAUAAAUGAAUUAUCAGAGAUGAGGAAACAGCUUCGGAGCGAGGAGAGGCGGCUCCAGGAGCAGUUGCUGAACGUGGCCAGUGAUGAUGACGUCCCCAUCACACGCAGGAGGAGGGAGAAGAACCCCAAGGACAUCUUCGAGAUGGCCAGGCUUCGUCUGCAGGCUCCCGUGAGGCGGCCAUCAUCAAAGGAUGCCCAAGAGCCUGUCAAUAUACAGAAUAUCUGGGAAUUUAAUGAACUUAAAUACAAAGAUUCGGAUACACGCAUAGGCUUGAGGCAAAUGUAUCCUGAUCCUCCAAAAGAUGAUCAGACCCUAGAGAUUCAGCAGCAGGCCCUGCUGAGGGAGCAGCAGAAGCAGCUUGACAGAAUGCGAGUGAGAAAAGACACAGAAGUAAUGGCCUUUGCCUGUCUUGUUCUUCCAGACCAGGAUGAUUCUGCUUCUGACUAUAACUCACAAAAGGCAAGACUGUUCAGGAACGAAUCUAAUGAAUUCUUGAAAAAUUCACUGUUGGAAUCUGAUAGUGCUUUCAUCGGUGCUAAUGGGGAAACGUUUCCUGCCUUAGAAGUUGACUUAUCAUCACAGCUUCCACCAUCUGCAAGGGAGAGGAGGCGAAUGAAGAUGAAAGCCUUGGAGACCGUGGUACGCACGUGCCCAAGCUGGGCCACACCGGAUGCGGCCGGGCAGCGGGUGCGCGCGGACUGGGUGCCUCCUUAA